This is a messenger RNA of Medioppia subpectinata, 825 nucleotides long. Lineage: Eukaryota; Metazoa; Arthropoda; Arachnida; Sarcoptiformes; Oppiidae. The record is from the annotation of a GenBank genome assembly.
AUGUACAAUGCUGAUAAUAUUACCAUAUUGGUAAGAAUGCUUAGUAAUGUAUUCCAUAGGUUGGAUUGUAAAUAUAUUCUCAUAGUUGUUGAUGACAACAGUGCUGAUGGGACCGCAGAGGAAGUAGAAAAACUGCAGAUACAAAUGGGUGAGGAUCAACUAAAGCUUAUAAGAAGACCAAGAAAGAUGGGAUUGGGUUCGGCAUAUUUCGAGGGAGUGGAGUACUGUAAAUAUGAUUAUACAAUUAUUAUGGAUUGUGAUCUACAGCACAACCCAUUUGACAUUUUGGAAAUGAGUAAAUAUAAGGAAUAUGACAUUGUUACAGGAACUAGAUAUACUCUGUAUGAACUUAAGGAAAAUAAUGGAUCUGUUGAUAUGGGAGGAGGUUGGACAUCAAGCCACCCAGAUUAUAAAUCGCAGUGUAGAUCAGAUGUUUUUACCAAAGAAAAUAGUCCAAAUAUUAAGAAUGUAGGAAACAAUUUGGUUAUCAAAUAUGGAUGUGUGUGUGGUUGGUCAUUUAAAAGAAAACUAGUAUCUUCCGUUGCAAAUACUCUUGCUAAGUUUGUGUUGGAUUUAAAAUCAACAGACCUGACUGGUUCUUAUAGAAUUUAUAAAACUGGGAUGUUGAAGAAGCUGUUGAAAAGCGUUCGUAAUCAAGGCUUUGGCUUCCAAAUGGAGAUUAUUGUAAGAGCUGAAGAAUAUGGAGCCACGAUAAAGGAAGUUCCCAUUACAUUCUAUGACAGAUCAAGUGGGGAAUCUAAGAUGCAAAUAAUAGAAAUUUUGAAGUAUUUGAAAUCGAUUGUUUGGCUGUAUUUUGUGGGUUAA